Molecule: messenger RNA, 1853 nt
Organism: Culex quinquefasciatus (southern house mosquito)
Lineage: Eukaryota; Metazoa; Arthropoda; Insecta; Diptera; Culicidae
Product: zinc finger protein 420
Exons: 2
Coding region: 158-1810 (550 amino acids)
Biological process (GO): regulation of transcription by RNA polymerase II
Cellular component (GO): nucleus
Molecular function (GO): DNA-binding transcription factor activity, RNA polymerase II-specific; RNA polymerase II transcription regulatory region sequence-specific DNA binding; zinc ion binding
Source: RefSeq, a predicted model, not a curated record
GUCUAUAAGUGUUCUUUAACGUGCAAAACCCAAUCGAAGCAAACUGUGGCCUCGACUGUUAGACAGUUUGACAUUUCCCGCAGUUAUUUUUCUCCCGAUCCGUUUGCGUCUCCAAAAAAGCUUUUCCCGUGAGAAUCCAUCACGAACCCACACUCCAAUGACCACCAGGUCUUCCCUGCAACACUGCCGCUUCUGCAGCGGCCCACCGGAAGUGUUCCUGUUCGAACCGGCACCGGAGGCGAGCGGGUUGGACCAGCUGCUCGCGAAAUUCGCCAAUGUUGAGAUUUCUGAAAAUGACGGAAAACCGUCCCACUUGUGCUUGGAUUGCACGGGCAAGCUAAAGUCCGGUGUGGCUUUUCAGCGUCACGUACAGGAGGUGGAAAAGCUGUUGGAAUCGAUUUCAGACUCCAUCAAUGAGAGUGUAUCGAUUAAGAAUGAGAUUGAGGAGGAGGACACAUACGAGGUUGAGUUCCUGGAAGAUUUCACAAACGACGAGGGCAAUAACAAAGAUUUUAGCACGGAAACGGACAGUCAGGGGGAAGCGGAAGAUGAGGAAAAUAUUCUGCAAGCGCUUGGUAUGGAGAUGGACGACGACGAGUCGGAAGAGGACAAGGACAUUGUCAAGUUUCCGUUUGAGAUGCCUGAGCAGAACAUGAUUGCGCAGCGGAUCGAGUUUGAAGACUUUGAGUACCUGGAGAUUGACGGAGAUCGGUGCUGCGGGUGCAGUUUCAUCGCGGCCGACCGUGACCAGCUGGUGGAACACUCGAAAGAGAGGCAUUCGCACAAUUAUUACGCCGAUAGCAGUUACACUUGUCCGACUUGUUAUCAGAAGUUUACUACUCAGGAGAAGCUCUCGCAGCACAUUGAGUACUUUUCGUUUAGCGACAUUUUCCUGUGCCGGAUUUGCAACGAAUCCUUUGUGCAGAAGAGUCACUGCAGCAGGCACAUUCGGACGCAUACAACGAAGUCCGUGGACGAGGUAAAGACUCCGCGUCGGACGACCAGGCCAGCUCGGGUGACAAAGGUUUCAACGGACAAAACGAACUCGUUCUGCUGUUGCUUCGUGCGUUGCUGGCAAAGCUUCCCCUCCGAAGCUCAACUUAUGGACCACGUCCACCAAAGCCACGACGGCAAACGGCGCGAAAACGAACUCGCAAGAGCUCAAGAACCGCAAUCCGACGACCCGCCUCUCAUCUGCCAAACCUGUCAACGAUCCUUCGAAAGCGAACCAAAACUCCAACAGCACCAAACGUACAAACAGCAACGCUCCGAGUAUCCCUGCCCGCUCUGUGACGCCAAGUUCUACAAGCUCCACCGACUCCGCGACCACCAGGAACGCGCCCACAGCCUGGCACCGCCCGUCCACGUGUGCGAAACGUGCGGCAAAGCCUUCCACAAACUGUCCGUCCUGAAGCACCACCGCAAAAUCCACACCCCCUUCGAGGCCAUUCCCUGCUCGGAACCCGACUGUCAGUUCGUGUUCCGCGACGCCGCCCUCAUGAAGCGCCACCAUCGGAACGUCCACGGCGCCAACUUCCCCUGGGAGUGUCAGCACUGCCCGAAGAAGCUCCGCACCAAAGAGGCCCUGGAUCUGCACGUCCGGAUGCACACCGGAGAGAAACCGUUCGGCUGUCGGCAUCCGCCGUGUGAACGCCGGUUUGCCCACGCCACGGAUCGGGCCCGCCACGAGCGGUCCAUUCACACCGGCGUCAAGCCGCACCAGUGUGAGCACUGUGCGGCGGCGUUUGCGCGACGGCGCGAACUGUUGAUUCACGUCGCGAAGAUUCAUCCGACGGAGAAUGAGAAGUGAUUGAUUGGUAAUGGUUUCAAGAAAUGUUGGUAAGUUUUUUGUA